GAAGGGGGUGGGGCCUCAUCGUGUCGGCGGACCACGUGGAGUGGACACCGCAGCCAGGGUGGAAGCCGAACCCGGCCAGCGUUGCUCCGGCACCUCGCGUUGCGCCGCCGCCACGUGGAGCCGGCUCCGCUCAAGACGUCUUCUACCGCGUCGGCCUUCGUCACCCCGCCUCACCCCCGUGAGCUCAUGCCGCACCUCUCCUCCCUGAGCCUGGAUGUCACCCCGACUGCUGCUGCCUCGUGCCCCGGGGUCACCAUGGAACCCGCUGAGGAGAAGGGCGACCCAGAGCCGAGCAAGACGCUGGGGGCUGUGAAUGAAGAGCAGCAGCAGCAGCGUGUAACUGAUGCCUCCAGCAUCGAAGCCGAUCUUACGACUCAUGGCGGUGAUCACAGAGAGGAGCAUGAGAAGCCGGAUAAAGAUACAGACGAUAGUGAUGAGGAAGAUGAAGAGGAAGAGGAGGAGGAAGAGGAGCCUCCCAAAGAGCCGCGCGUGAGAGAGGCGCCAGAGGACAUCAAACUGGAGGCAAUCGCGACCACCAUGUGCAUGCACCCGUCACGCGACGUGAUGGCCGUGGGCGACCUCGAUGGAGAUAUCUUCCUGUACUCGUACUCGUGCACGGAGGGAGAGACGCGCGAGCUGUGGUCCUCGGGACAUCACCGCAAGGCGUGCCGCGGCCUCGCCUUCUCUGACGACGGCGCCCAGCUCUACUCCGUGUCCAAAGACAAGUCUGUGCUGCUGUUUGACGUGGAGCAGGGCAAGCUGGUGAAGAGGAUUCAGAAGGCUCACGACUCGGCCAUCUACAGCCUCGCGGUGAUCGACGAGAACCUGACAGCGACGGGCGGUGACGACGGCGUCGUGCGCGUGUGGGACUUCCGCCAGGGGACGUACGUCAUGGAGCAGCUGGAGCACACCGACUUCGUCAGCAGCAUGGUCGUGGGAGAUGACAAGAGGACGUUGCUCACCACUAGUGGCGACGGGACGCUGUGCGCCUUCAACGUGCGGCGCCGGAGGUUCGACGUCAAGUCCGAGGUGCAGGACUGCGACCUCACCUCCCUCGCCAUUGUCAAGGAGGGGACCAAGGUGGUGUGUGGCUCGAGCGAGGGCUGGCUGCUGCUCUUCAACUGGGGUGGCUUUGGCGCGGUCAGCGACCGGUUCUCCACGCGCACCGAAUCGGUCGACUGCCUGGCACGCGUUUCAGACAACCUAGUGUGCACGGCCAGCAUGGACGGCAUCAUCAGGGCGGUGAGCCUGCUGCCAAACCGCGUGCUCGGCGUGGUGGGGCAGCACGGAAAUGACCCCAUAGAGGCGCUGGUGCUCACGGGGGAUGGACGCUUCCUGACGAGCUGCGGGCACGACCAGCUUGUCAAGUUCUGGCCGGCAGAUGAGCUGCGCCGGCGCAAGGUCAACGACUACCGGCGCCGCGUGCAGAAGAACCGCCCGCUCCUCGGACUCAAUGCCAAGGCCGACACGGCCGACGAUUUCUUCGCGGGGCUCCUGGAAGGGGCGCCAGAUCCGACCGCGCCACCGCAAAGUUCGCAGGGCGGCAAGCGCCGGCACGAGUCCGACAGCGAUGACUCGGAUGACUCGGAUGACUCGGACUGAAGGUGGGGGUGGUGGAGGGAGAUCGGGACUGCGAGCUCCAGACACACGUUUGAGACGUCACGCACACACAGUGAGCGAGUCGAGAUGCGUGAAGGUGAUGCGAGGGUUGGCCGUAGAGGACCGAUUUUGUUUGGUGCCGUUUGACUCUUUUUCAACUGUACAACCGAGCCGCGCCAGGGCCAUGCCGAGCCAGCGCUGCGCUCCUCGAGAGGCGCCGGGAUUGUUUUUCCACUGCGCGAAACGUGCCGUGGCGUGCCGCGGACGUCGCUAACAAGGCGAUCGGCGUGUAGGCAGUUGUGUACUAACGUCACGCAGCGAACGGGUCGGCACGCGUGUUAUUUCUAUUACGUGAUUAUUUACGUUUGUUUACCUAGGAAAGCCUCAUUGAGGCUCAUGACUAUAUUUUUGUCAGGGUCCUGUGAAAUGUUUGCGUUGAGUGCUUUGUAUAGUUCUAGAUUUGAAGCUUUCGUGACUGCAAGGAUCCAUACUCUUUGGUUCUAUUCGGUAAAGUCACGUAGGUAAAAAAUAAAACAACAUUUUUUACCUACGUGACUUUACCGAAUAGAACCAAAGAGUAUGCUUUGUAUAGUGCCAAUUGAGUGAUUGUGCUGCGCACUUAACAUUUGGCAAAUUUAGACCACGACCCUGACACAGUGGCCGACCCUUGCAAAUAACAUCACGGGAUUCUUAACGUCGACAGUGAAGCAGACGGCGCGUAGUGUUUUGUAUAAUUAAUACAACCCGCAGUAUUAAUCAGGGCGGCCGCUGAAUUCCAGUCGUGAACCUCUGCAACACGAGGCAAACCGUGAGGGUGCGUCAUCGCCCCAUGAUCCCGAUAUCCCAGGAGAGAUGGGCACUUGAGUCGGUGGCGAGGUAGACUGGCGAGGUCUUGGUUGAUGGUUCGGUGGUUGUCGUUGGCAAGAAAACGUGUCAACUCCCUUGCAGCUUGUAUUUCCCUGCGAAUAUUUGGUGGCGGAACGUUCGCUGGAAUAGUCAGGCCCGCGGGGUCGGCGUCGGUUUCAGCGUCGCGGUUACGAUGCGCGUCGCGUUCUUCACUUGUGCAUCGAGCAGUUUCGAGGACGAGCUCCCGGACUUCCAACGACAUCACCGAACGCAAGCGAUGUCGCAGACGUCUUCCGUUUAAUAAAACAUCCGUGUUCCAUUGUCUUAUGAAUCUUGACAGUUGACUGGUUGAAUCCACUUGAUAAUCCACUUGAAAAUCGGUCAGUCGUUGACCCCCCCUCUCCACCAAUUUCGAGCUGUCCUUGGGGCCCCCCUCUGACACAGCACCCCUACAGUGUAGUUGCGUCAAGGAUGAUGAUUCACUCUCCAUAAAUCUUCUUCCCGCACCGCGCACUCACGCCCAGCGCGCUCGCCCCCGAAUCUCCGAACCUCGUUCCGCAUUCUAAAAUACAGCUUGGGUUGAAAUUAAA
Molecule: messenger RNA, 3035 nt
Organism: Petromyzon marinus (sea lamprey)
Lineage: Eukaryota; Metazoa; Chordata; Hyperoartia; Petromyzontiformes; Petromyzontidae
Gene: WDR55
Product: WD repeat domain 55
Molecular function (GO): protein binding
Source: RefSeq, a predicted model, not a curated record